ACAUAGCACGAUUGUGCAUAUGACAGAAUCAGUCUAGUUUUGCCUGUUAUGGAAGUAUCGUUGACGCUUAAUUGACACAUGUCAUAAAUUAAACAAGAUAAGUUAAACAAAAGACAUUAAUGUACAUUAUUGUGAUACUUAUUGCAUUUCUUUUAUAAUGGGUUUGGGAGAUACAUAUAAUUAUUUGUUCGUAGAAUCAUCGCUUCCAUACACUCGCGAAUGGCCACUCAUAUCUUCACCACUUCCACUAAUACUAAUAAUUUUCGGAUAUUUAUAUUUUAUUCUCUAUGUUGGACCUUGUUACAUGAAAAAUCGACCGCCAUUUGAAUUGAAAACUUUUAGAUUAAUUUAUGACAUGAUUCAAAUUUUAGUAAACUUAUGGUCUGUAAAAGAGCACAUAUCUGCCGGUUGGUUUGUGGAAUUUAAUUUUGUGUUUUUUACAUGUGGGGAACGUCAUGCGAUGCCUAUUAAUGCGAAUAAAAUAUUCAACCUAGUAUGGUGGCUAUUAAUUCUAAAAAUUUUUGAUCUCGUCGAAACCUGCAUAUUUGUAUUAAGAAAGAAACAAAACCAAGUCUCUGGUUUACAUGUGUAUCACCAUAUAUCUAAUUUGACGUUUGGCUGGUAUUACUUAAAGUAUAUAUUGGAUGAAAGAGCGACAUUUAUUUCACUAAUUAAUUGUGCCGUGCAUGUAAUUAUGUAUACCUACUAUUUCAUCACUACAUGGAGUCUGAAAGCUCAACAAAUGGUAUAUCCCAUUAAACCAUAUAUAACUAAUAUUCAAAUGGUGCAAUUUAUUGUUAUCAUAAUAAUACUGUUACAACUAUUUAGUCCUAAUUGCGAAGUAGGAGUUACAACAAUAAGAGCAGCACCUUUCUUUAUUGGAAAUUUAUUAAUAUUUCUGUAUUUAUUCUAUGAUUUUUAUAAAAAAAACUACACGAAAUCAUCUAAACGGAAAAAUAAUUAACAUCAAAGAGCGAUGUCGUAUUUAAUAUUAUUUAAGCAGAGCGAAUAAUAUUAAUUUAAGCAAAUAAUAUUAAUUAUAUAUUAUAUAUGUUCCAAAUAAUGUUGGAACACAUCGAUCGAAACAAACAGUAAUUCACGGUUAAAUCUGGAGAAAAUUCAUAAGAAUUUUUCAAUUGCCUGAAGCAUAUAUGACAUCUUUCAUCUUUUUUCGACAUAUGUAUGAUCAAAUAUUGUUGUGCUGUGAAAUAAAAGACAAAAACUAAUUAAAAAGAUUAUUUUUGCAUUGUUUUUUUUACAUUAAGUUUAAAGA
This is a messenger RNA of Monomorium pharaonis (pharaoh ant), 1273 nucleotides long. RefSeq names its product elongation of very long chain fatty acids protein AAEL008004. Gene Ontology annotation, biological process: fatty acid elongation, saturated fatty acid; very long-chain fatty acid biosynthetic process; fatty acid elongation, polyunsaturated fatty acid. Gene Ontology annotation, cellular component: endoplasmic reticulum membrane. Lineage: Eukaryota; Metazoa; Arthropoda; Insecta; Hymenoptera; Formicidae. The record is from RefSeq and is a predicted model, not a curated record. The transcript is spliced from 4 exons. Gene Ontology annotation, molecular function: fatty acid elongase activity. Bases 158 to 964 code for a protein of 268 amino acids.